AUGGUACCCGCUCGCCGAAGAGGGAAUGCUUCUAGUAGCGAGCCAGUGGGGCGAAAGAAGGGGGGGGUGAGAAUUCGUAGGGUAGCGCGCCAGGAUGCACCGUGGAAGCUUGGAGAGAAGAACACGACCCCAGGACGGCUGGAUCAAGAAGAGAAGCUUGCCGUGGAAGACUCGGUGCUCGCGCACAUGCCAGCCGCCGUCAAGCCGCUCGCCUGCCUCGCCCGCCCGUGUCGGGCCACGUGCAGGGUGGAAUGGGCCGAAGGAGAAUGCGAACGAUGCGACGGGGAACUCGGUGCGACCGCGGACGAAAUCGAGGCGAGGUCCAAGGCGCCGCACGCUCUCCGCGCACAGUCGUGGGGCAGAGAGGGAAUUGGGCAGCGGAGCGACGAGGACGAGCCACGACGAGGACGGGGCUCCCUCUCAAGGGGCGAGGAGAGGGCUGGUAUGGGGUUUGCCAUUGCGGUCGCCUAA
Molecule: messenger RNA, 471 nt
Organism: Drechmeria coniospora
Lineage: Eukaryota; Fungi; Ascomycota; Sordariomycetes; Hypocreales; Ophiocordycipitaceae
Exons: 1
Coding region: 1-471 (156 amino acids)
Source: RefSeq, a predicted model, not a curated record